AUGGAGAACUACAUCAAUACACCGCACGCGACCGAUGCCUCCCACGUUAGCGACCGCUUCGACCGUCUGGGCGAUAUGUCGCCGGAGAAGUCCUUCCACGUCCCCAAUGGGAAUCACGACUUGCUCAGCCAGAUGAAGAACAUCAAGAACCAAGGUGCCAGUCUCAAGACCCCGCGGCUUGGUCUGCGGGAUCCUCUGCGCCUGGUGCCAAACGGCAAUCCAGCUCGAGCUGAAUUCACACCACUCAUGCAGAGUGCUACCAAGAAGAAUAUGGCUCGCCGCCUUUCUAGCAGGAAGCCUAGUGCCACGCCUUCGUAUCUCAGAGACGGUCGGACCCCGGGAGCGAGACUCAGUGACCUCUCGCAUCUUGCCAGUGAACACACCACAAGCUCAGCAGGAAACGCACUGGACAACACCCCCAUGCCUCAACAAAUUAGCAGCAGUGCUCAUAGUACGCCACUCGCUCAACUUCCCGGACGCGAUGCGGCUGGGCUUGUUAAUGACGGGAACAUGAUGACAUUGCGAGAGCAGGAAAGCAUUAUCGACAAGAUCGAAAAGGAAAACUUCGGCUUGAAGAUGAAGAUACACUUCCUGGAAGAGGCACUGUCCAAGCGAGGGACUGAAUUCAACCACGCUGCGCUCAGAGAAAACACAGACUUGAAGGUCAACAAGAUCACAAUGCAGAGGGAGUUACACAAGUUCAAGAAACAUAUUGCUCAAGCUGAAAAAGACGCGGAAGUCUACCGAUUACAACUUGAAGAAUUCAAAGAACGAAUCAGACGGAAGCAGGUGGACGAAAGCAUUCGAAUCGAGUUGGAAAGUCUACGCGCCGACGUUAAAGCGAAAGACAAACAGAUCCAACAGUUGGAAAGCCAGAAAGAUCGUGCCGAAGACCAAGAGCAAUCGACCAUCAAGAAGCUAAGGGAUGAGAUAGAGGAUCUGCAGGCCGACCUUCGAGAGAAGGACCGAGCAAUAGAUGAUCGGGAGGACCAAAUUGAUGCUUUCAAAGCAAAGGCCAGCAAGGAGUCCACUGCUGCUGCUGAGGUUGAAGAAGAGCUGGAAUCGGCCAGGGAAGAAAUUGAAGAGCUCAAGCAGAGCUUGGAGCGUGUAAAGUCCGAGGCGCAAGAUGCAAAGGAGGCCCAGGAAGAUGCAUUGGACGGAAAGCGCAAGGCCGAGAAAGAUUUGGACGAGCUUCGGGAUGAGAUGGCUAACAAGUCUUACACGACCAAAGGGUUAAGCAGACAGCUGGAGGGUAAGGCGAACAAGCUCGAGGACGAUCUCCAAGAACUGCAGGAGCGACAUGGUUUGCUCAAGGCCGAACUUUCCCAGAAAUCGGAAUCAGAGCGGCACCUGCGAGAAAGGGUACGGGACCUCGAACGAGAAGGGGCGUCCGACCACCGCAAAUGGCAACAAGACCUCGAGCUAUCACAGCAGCAACGCGACACCUUUGAACGAAAACUGAUGAACAUGACGAAACAGCUCGAGACUGUCCAACGGGAACUGCAAAUCAAGAGCGACGAGAAGGAUCUUCUUCAGACCCGCCAUGAUGCUCUGACCAAAGAGUCUGCCGACUUGCAGAAAGGUCUCGCCCAGUCCCGGAAAGCUAUUCAAGAGCUCGAGAACGCUCUUGAUGUUGAAAAACAGCGCGCUGCACAGAACGAUGGUGCCCUUCGGUCACAGCACAAGCAAGAACUCGACCACCUGAACGAACAAAUCGACCAACUGCACCGUGAGGUGAAUUCAAAGGGACGCGACCACGCCGCCGACCUUGAAGAAUGGGAGUCGCAGAAACGAACACUGGAAGCCGCCUCUCAGAGAGCCGAGGAGAGAGCCAGCGGUCUCCAACGCACCGUGGACAAGCUUCAAGAGUCGCAGGGAACGAUGAAUGGAAGGGAAAUGAAACUGCAAGCUGCUCUUGAAAGCGAGAAGCAACGUCAUCAGCAAGAGGAGAAGGUCCUGUCCAGGCAGAUUGAGGAACUUCAGCAAGACCUUGCAAACAAGCGGACCGCAUCUGACGAGAGCCGACUAGAGCUGAAAAAUGCUAGGGAGGAACUGCGCAUUUCGAUCCGUGAACAAGCUGCCCUCAAAGAAAAGGUGGCCGAGCUGGAAGAGGAGAUCGAAGUGCUGCAAGCAGAUAUCGAGCAGGAACACGAGUUCGCCGAGAAGCAGCAACAAAAGUAUUCCAGCAAUGCCGAUGCCCAGAUACAGAAGAUGCGGCAAGAGAAGCUGUCGCUGCAAGAAGAGCUUUCGAGUCUCCGCAGCGAACUGCAGAACGCGCACAUUGCUAUGGAAAUGCAUGAAAAGGAGCGCGACGAAUUGGAAGCGAGAGUUCAGGAGGCGCAACAGAAGUCCAAUGAUGACACAUUUAAUGUCGACCAGGAGAAGCGAGAGCUGAAGCGCCUGAAAGUCAAGCUCGAGAAAGACAUUGCAAGACUAACCUCAGAACGUGACAGCCUGCAAGAGGCUAAUCAGAACCUUGAGGAUGAGAUCAACGCCGAGCUUGAGCGUGCCAGCAGCGAAGAAAACCGGCUCCAUACAGAAAUCGACUCGCUUCGGAAUCAAAAGGUCUCUAACUCCGAGACCAGGGACAGGGAUCUGCUCGCUGCUAAGAAUAAGGUCUCCCGUCUAGAGGCACGUAUUGCAGAACUGGAGGGCUUGCUGGACAACCAAUCCAAGGUGGUGACCUCGCCUGGUGCAGACAUCUCUGGCCUUAAGCAUGAUUUAUCUGAAGCGCGGGAAAAGGAAACGGCGGCAGCAAAACGAGAAACAGAUUUGAAGGCAGCCAAUCGAGAUCUGAAGAUGAGAGUCAACGACCUCGAGCGCGACCUGCACGAGGCUAGACUUGCACAAUACAAAUCGAAGUCACCUUCUGUCUCGCCACCGCCAUCUCAUUCGAAGGAAUUGGUCAAGCUCAGGCAGGACCUCGUUGACGCGCAAGCAGAAGUCAAGGUGCUCAGCUCGGAGAAUCGGGAUAUGAGGCGUUCCACUCGUCGAACUUCCGCAGGCGAGGAGGAGUUAGCGACAUUGCAGGCACAGCUGAGGUCGCGAACUGCUGAAAUUGGAUCCUUGAGCACCAAGAUAGCAGAGCAAAGCGACCUGGUGGAGGAUCUACAAGAGCAACUGAACCGCCUUCAUGACGGCAAGGAUGAAAGGCAACGUGCCUCAUCAGAACUCCGCAAGCGGGAUAAGCAGAUCAGCGACCUGAAAGCGCACAUCAAGCGCUUGCAGGGGGAGCAGAAAGAUGUCAACGAUCUCUCCAUGCGCCUCUCGACUCGUGACAGUGAAGCCUACGAAAUGAAGCAACAUCUCCGCCGCCUCCGAGAGGAGCGCAGUGUGGCCAACAAAAAGGCGGAAAUGGUUGAGAACGAGCUUGAGGUCUUGCAAAGCAAGUACGAAGACAUGCUCGAACAGCUCACCUCGGGCAAGUCAAGUAAAGACGAGGUUCGCGCCAAGGAGAUGAAGGGUCUCAUCAAGGAGAUUAUCUGGUUAAAAGCCAAGUGUCGUCGGGAAGAGCGAUUGAGAAAAGAUUUGGCAUGGAGCAAAGCCCUGGUAGAGCAGAAUGAGGCAAUGAGGGUUGAAUGCAAUCAGGUCGAUCUUCGCAUUCUCGGGGAGAUGGGCGUGUCUCUUGAUAAGCGGAAGUACGAGGUGAAGCUCAAGCCAGUGCAGAAAUUCCGUGCUGGAGUGUUUAUGGUCAUUGCCGCCAUUCGCAUGAGCAAUAUGGAAGAGCAAUGGCGAGAAGCGAGAUUGCUAGGAGAAGAGUUGAAGCUGCUGAGGACGAGGCAAGCGAAGCCUCGAACCAGACUUCGUGCUUUGGUGGUCUGA
Messenger RNA from Cladophialophora yegresii CBS 114405, 3822 nucleotides. RefSeq lists its product as uncharacterized. The coding region runs from base 1 to 3822 and encodes 1273 amino acids. Lineage: Eukaryota; Fungi; Ascomycota; Eurotiomycetes; Chaetothyriales; Herpotrichiellaceae. The record is from RefSeq and is a predicted model, not a curated record. Gene Ontology annotation, cellular component: microtubule organizing center. The transcript has 2 exons.